UUCACCUUCUGCUUCAACACACAUGCGUCUCUCAAAAUCUCUCCGCCCUAGAUCCAUUUCUCUCAUAAACAGGCACUGUUAAACCCUUCGAUUUCUCCUCGUUUCUCCGGUUUUCUUUUUCACGGAAGGCUCCAUUUUCCUCCCCUUGUUUCUAAGUUUUCCUGCAAAUUACUCAAUUUUACAUUUGCUUCUGGUAUUUCUCUCUCUCUCUCUCUCCACUCUCUUGAAAAGGUACUUGCUUUAUGCAGAUAAGCUCUUGGUUCUUGAGAAUCCUGGGGUUUUUCUUCUCAACUCGAAUUAAUAAUGCCUGAAAUCUUCUUCUUGAUCUGGGCACAUUUUGCAAAUUGAGGGAAAAAAAUCAUUUUUUUUCUGGGUCAGUGUUAUCCUAGUUCUAGGGUUCCGUAAUUUCGACUUUUGUUGUUGGUGGUCUGGUUCUUUCAUGUGGUCCACUCCAUUAGCUGCGAGAAGUGACGUUUGGUUGGGUUUUUGGAAGAAUUGAUGAAUCUCAAAGGAGAAUUUUGUUUCUAGUAUUGGAAAUUUCUGGGUCAAAUUGAGAGAUGGGUUGUGUUUGGUGUAAGCCCUCUGCUAUCGAAGAUAGCAAAGAUAGUCCAAGAGAGAGAUUCUCAAACAAAUCCUCUUCUGAGUUUAGAGUAUCAAGACCGGUUACUUCUUCUAGAAGAGAAGAGCCUAUUAGGACAAAGGAACGGCCUGAUGUUGUUAGUGUAAGACCAGUGUUGAGUGAUAAUAAGCAAGCUAAUGUUUCGAUGCAUUUGCGUGGGGAGAAUUUGAGUAGUAGAAGAGAGAAGAAGAAGAUAGAGAAUGUUGCAACUUCAUACCUUCCAAUGGGUAUUACCAUAGCAAAAGCAGCUGAAGGUGAGUAUGUAGCUGCAGGUUGGCCUCCAUGGUUGGCUUCUGUAGCUGGAGAAGCUAUCAAAGGAUGGGUUCCACGCCGUGCGGAUUCUUUUGAGAAGUUGGACAAAAUUGGUCAGGGUACUUACAGUAAUGUAUAUAGAGCUCGGGACCUGGAUCAGAAGAAAAUUGUGGCUUUGAAGAAAGUUAGGUUUGAUAAUUUGGAGCCUGAAAGCGUGCGUUUUAUGGCAAGAGAGAUCCAGAUAUUGCGCCGGCUUGAUCAUCCUAAUAUCAUAAAGCUAGAAGGCUUAGUUACAUCAAGAAUGUCUUGCAGCUUAUAUCUUGUUUUCGAGUACAUGGAACAUGAUCUAGCAGGACUAGCCUCGCAUCCCGCAAUAAAAUUUUCUGAAUCACAGGUUAAAUGCUACCUGCAGCAGCUGUUGCACGGACUAGACCAUUGUCACAGUCGUGGUGUACUUCAUCGGGACAUAAAAGGCUCAAACCUUCUAAUUGAUAAUAGCGGAGUUUUAAAGAUUGCUGACUUUGGUUUAGCUAGUUUCUUCGAUCCUCGUCAAACACAGCCUUUGACCAGCCGUGUGGUAACUCUUUGGUACCGGCCACCUGAACUUUUGCUUGGAGCAACUCGCUAUGGAGCUGCAGUUGAUUUGUGGAGCACUGGUUGUAUUCUUGCUGAACUAUAUGCAGGCAAGCCUAUUAUGCCUGGUAGAACCGAGGUGGAACAGCUGCACAAGAUUUUCAAGCUAUGUGGCUCGCCUUCCGAGGACUAUUGGGUAAAAUCAAGGUUGCCUCAUGCAACAAUCUUCAAGCCUACACAGCCAUAUAAACGCGUAGUGGAUGAGACAUUCAAGGAGUUUCCUCAGCCAGCUUUAGCUCUUCUUGAAACUCUUCUUUCAGUUAAUCCUGACGAUCGUGGAACUGCCAACUCAGCUCUCCAGAGUGAGUUCUUUUCCACUAGACCUCUUCCAUGUGAUCCUUUAAGCUUGCCUAAAUAUCCUCCCAGCAAAGAGCUUGAUGCAAGGAUGCGGGAUGAAGAAAGUAGAAGACAAGUUGGAGGAAACAGGGACCACCAAAGACACCAAGAAAGGAGAGGAACUAAGGAAUCUCGAGCCAUCCCAGCACCUGAUGCAAAUGCAGAGCUGGUUUCAUCAAUGCAGAAAAGGCAGAGCCAGUCUACUAAUAGAAGCCGAAGCGAGAAGUUUAAUCCACAUCCUGAAGAAGUUGCAUCUGGUUUCCCAAUCGAUCCACCAAGGCCAUCAUCGCAAGCAUUUGAACCAAACAGAGAAUCUCAGGGCAACAUUAUUAUUCCUCACAAGAGAGCUUCACAUUCCGGACCUCUAUCGCGUAGAUCUGCUUCCGCAAAGGGUAGAAGGCAUUACCAACAAGAUCCUCAGAAAGUUUCAUCUGUAGCUGCUGAUUACUCGGCAAUGCCUGGUUUUGCUGCAACAAGAACAGGCGCAUCGCAACAAGAGACUUGCAGAGGAAUGACUCGGCUUCCAGGUUCCUUCAAAGAAACCUCUGAUGAAACAAACCAAGAAGAGAAUGGUAGAAGCAACAAGAAAGACCCAAUUCUUUUGGGUUACGGAUCAAAAGGGCACAAGAUUCAUUAUUCAGGACCGUUGGUGGUUCCAUCAGGAAACAUGGAUCAGGUGUUAAAAGACCAUGACCGCCAUAUCCAAGAAGCUGUGAGAAGAGCGCGAAUCGAUAAGGCUCGAGUUAGGAAACUUCAUGCUGAGGAAGCAUCGAGCCAACAAUUCCCAACCAAUCAUCCCUCAUCUGUUUCUAGUCGUUGAUCCAUCAAAAGAGGCAAAAGUAUAUUAUCAAACCCAAACCUCAUUUGCCUGAAACUUUUUAACACGGCGUAUUUUGAGUGAAAAAAAUAAUGUAUUUUAUUGAUUCAAGAUUAUAUAUCAUAGAAUCAAAUCUUGUCACGUCGUAGUUCCUGAUUUGGUUUCCUGUAAUGUCAUAAUACUUUAUUAAAAGAGAGAUGUAGAAACAGGUUAUAUAUCUUAUAAUC
This is a messenger RNA of Eutrema salsugineum, 2884 nucleotides long. Its product is annotated as probable serine/threonine-protein kinase At1g54610. Gene Ontology annotation, molecular function: RNA polymerase II CTD heptapeptide repeat kinase activity; ATP binding; cyclin-dependent protein serine/threonine kinase activity. The coding region runs from base 558 to 2660 and encodes 700 amino acids. Gene Ontology annotation, cellular component: cyclin-dependent protein kinase holoenzyme complex; nucleus. The record is from RefSeq and is a predicted model, not a curated record. Gene Ontology annotation, biological process: positive regulation of transcription elongation by RNA polymerase II; protein phosphorylation. Lineage: Eukaryota; Viridiplantae; Streptophyta; Magnoliopsida; Brassicales; Brassicaceae. The transcript is spliced from 8 exons.